Colletotrichum phormii is the source of this 512-nucleotide messenger RNA. RefSeq lists its product as uncharacterized. The coding region runs from base 91 to 372 and encodes 93 amino acids. The transcript has a single exon. NCBI's taxonomy places the organism in Eukaryota, Fungi, Ascomycota, Sordariomycetes, Glomerellales, Glomerellaceae. The record is from RefSeq and is a predicted model, not a curated record.
GUCUAGGCGAAUGGCUUUGGGAGAGAGAGAGAGGCGGGAGAUGGGAACCCGCAGAGAGGUACUAGCUACCAAUGCCGAUCCCAGACCAACAUGAAGCAAAGGCUAAAAUUGAGCCUCUGGUUGUACUCGAUAAGCCUCUGGUGUGUACAGAGUCUCUCUCGAGGCCUACAGCGAGUGUGGCGUGAUUGGACGUGGGACUCGAAUGAAUCAACCUCGCAGGUGCUUGGUAGUGCGUGCUACGCAGGAGGGCCGACCCCGUGCUCUCAGAAACAGGGUGAUGCUCGGCAGGAAAGGACGGGCGAUCCGCAGACCGGGAUCAGACUGAAGGAUGGCGAGGGCGAUGACUGGAGCGAAAGAUGGUGGAGGGUGUGAUGUGGUGGGAUGAUCGGACGGCCAGAGAAGUCGAGGAAAGACGAGGGCAAAGGCAUGAAUGGGGGCUAGUCUCAAGGAAGGCGAGUUUCCCGACUGGUGACACUGCUCGGACAAGAAGAUUGGACUCGAAGUGGUUGCAG